AUGAGGUUCUCAAGCCUGUGUGUGGGACCACAGUGCCAGCUGGACUCCUCUCUGCUGAUGAGCGCCCGGGGGCGUGGGCGGCAGCUUCGCACGCCUGUUUGGUUAUUUUCUGAACCAGACUCUGCAUGGCUCAUGGAGGCCUUGCAGGAACCGGCUUGUGAAGGGCUUACCUUUCCCUCUGGGCCUGCAGUGGAACUGUCAGCUUUGUUUUUCUUGGCAGGAGACUCAAACCCUCACCAUGUUAAGCGCUGCAGUGGAAGGUUCUGGCACGGGUUUCUUAACAUUGGAUCCUUGAUUCUUCGUUUCCUUUUCUUCCCCCUCUGGCCUUUAAUUUACUGGAAAAAAUUAAUGGCAGAUAUUGUGCUGGAUAAUUUGGCCCAGAGGAGGCUGUAG
Molecule: messenger RNA, 393 nt
Organism: Rangifer tarandus platyrhynchus (Svalbard reindeer)
Lineage: Eukaryota; Metazoa; Chordata; Mammalia; Artiodactyla; Cervidae
Source: the annotation of a GenBank genome assembly